Messenger RNA from Xiphophorus maculatus (southern platyfish), 2745 nucleotides. Its product is annotated as zinc finger protein 501-like. Lineage: Eukaryota; Metazoa; Chordata; Actinopteri; Cyprinodontiformes; Poeciliidae. The transcript has 2 exons. The coding region runs from base 293 to 1576 and encodes 427 amino acids. The record is from RefSeq and is a predicted model, not a curated record.
CACUCUAAGCAGUGAAUUGACGGUCGCUCUAUUAUCCCUUAGUUAUCGUUGUGUUCCCACUGAGUAGAUACCUACAGUAUAUCAUCGUGUUUUGAUUGUCACGUUUUACUCAUAUUGUUUUUAAAAUAUUUUUUCCCCCUGAUUUAGCGUCAGUUAGGCUGCUUAGCUGCCGACGUUAGCUUGACCAUCUGUUAGCUUGAAGCAGUCAGGAUGAUGAAGAUAAAUAACCGAAGGAGAGAAACGGAUUGACGGGAGCAGGCUGGCUGUGUUUGUGUCUGAAGUAGCAGCUAAAAUGUCAUCGCUGGAGGACCUGAGAUUAAAACCCUCCGUUGAAUCAACCAAAGCUAACGAUGUCCAGCAGCUGAAAGUAAUCAAAGAGGAGCAGGUACACAGUCCCAAACUGGACCAGGAUGACCAGAACCACCCACAGAUUAAAGAAGAGCAGGAGGAAGCUGAGAUUUUUGAGUUCCAAUUUAAUACCGUCAAGAGUGAAGAGGAUGAAGAGAAAUCUGAGUCUACAAAACUUCAUCAAACCCUGACUGAAGAGAAUGGAGACUUUAUGGGACCAGAACCAGAUGAAUGUUCAGAAUCAGAUCAUGAAGAAAAAAGUUCUGGUUCUUCAGAGACGGAUGUCAGCGAUGGAAACUGGGAGGAGAGUGGUGAACCACAGCCAAGUUUAAAAUCAGGUGAUAUAUUCUGUGACAUCGAGUAUAAACUACACACUUGCAGUGAUUGCGGGAAAGCGUUCAGCCGCAGGGAACGUCUGUUGAGACACAGAAAAGUCCACACAGGAGGAAGACCCUUCAGCUGCUCUUUUUGUGAUGCAACUUUUAAAAGAAAGUAUACUUUAGUGCAACACCUGAGAACCCACACAGGUGAGAAACCAUUUAGCUGCUCCAUCUGUGGCCAAAGCUACCGACACAGUGUGGGACUGAGCCGCCACAUGAGGAGCCACACAGGGGAAAAACCAUACACCUGCUCCUUCUGUAAGGCCACCUUCAGAUGGAAAAACACUUUCCUGGAGCACACAAGGAUCCACACAGGGGAAAAACCCUUCAGCUGUGCCGUCUGUAACGCAACAUUCACAUGGAAGAAUUCCUAUGUGGAACACAUGAGAAUUCAUACGGGAGAGAGACCCUACGGCUGCACCCUGUGUGAUGCAUCCUUCAAAAGAAAAUAUACUCUAAAGCAGCACAUGAGAACCCACACGGGUGAGAAACCUUUCAUCUGCUCCAUCUGCAGUCAGAGUUAUCGACACAACGCGGGUUUGAAUCGUCAUAUGAGGAGUCACACAGGGGAGAAACCUUACACCUGCACCGUGUGCAAGGCUGCUUUUAAAUGGAAGAACGCUCUGAUGGAGCACACAAGAAUCCACACAGGAGAAAAACCUUUCAACUGCUCUGUCUGUGCAGCAGCUUUUAGGAGGAAACAGGAUUUUGUGAACCACACACGAGUUCACAGCGGAGAAAAAGCCUUUAGUUGUUCCGUUUGUGGUCAAGGAUUCAGCAAAACCUUAUAUUUAAAUUCUCACAUGAGAAUUCAUGAAGGACAGGAACCGUUGUGCUCUGCUGUCUGAUUACUAAAAAAAUUACCUUAAAUGUGUUCGAAGCAGGAGAUGAGACUAUUUAAAAAGUAAAAAACCUAAAAAAUUUUGCUUUAACAUUGUAGAAAGAAGCAAAACCACUGGCUGUGGGGACUUUAUUAAAGUGGCAUGGAUUUAUUGAUGUUCAUAAAAAAAUUCAACUUUUUUGGUAUUUGGACGUAGUGAGUUUUAAAAAAAUUAAAUCUCGAUCAGGGAUAUGAAACUCCAGUCCUUCAGCUAAGGUACUUUUUUUAACACCCUUAUCACAUAAUUAAAUUGUUAGCUGGACUCUGUAGAACUGGAAGAUGACAGAUGUUCCCUCAAACUGGACAUUAAACAUACAGGAAUUAGGAUGCAAUUCCUUCUUGUGAAAGUUUUUCUCAUUCAGUUUCAAUUCAUAGCUUAGCUUCAUCCUAAUUUAUCAAAUUAGAAUAAAAAGUUAUUUUAGACUAAAACAUGAUUCAAUAAGCUGUACUAAAUCAUGAGCUUUGUUGGGCCCCGAUGAUUCAGUGCAUUGAAUUGCACCAGAUCAUUGCCUUCUCUGUGUGAAAUCACUGAUGUGCUAUUUGUUGAAGCAUCGCAUCGUUCCAAAUUCAUCAGUUUUACUUCAUGUUUGUGCCAAGAACAAAACUGUGGAACGCAUUUCUAAUGUGAAAUAAACCGGAGCUUUAUAUUGCGAACAUUUGAGUUAAUGUAAUGUUUUUAAGCUACUUUUAAGUCUUUUUUAAGGAGGUAAAUCAAUGACGAAAACCACCACAAGAAGUCACCUUUGUAAGCUGCCUCAAAGCAUGUAGAGAGCACAACAAAGGUGAAAGAUUAAGGUGUUCUGGUCUUUUUUUACCAGAACUUUUCUUUUACCUGCAAUCAACAGUAUGUAUGGAGGAAAACUACGGCUACUUCUCUGAAAACUAAGAUCCAUGUGGUGGAAAAUGGUGGUGGGAUCAUCAUGCUGUUGGGGAGCUUUUCAUCAGCAGGAAGAUGACUAGAGCUAAGUACAGAUUUAUGAUUUAUUUUAUUUAAAACAGGGACAGUAUUAACCACUGCAGCAGGUUACAGCCCUAAGUGCCAAUUUCCGCCUGUAGUCACGGAUCCAGCUGAUACAAUUUCUAAAAAGAAAAAAAAUACGUGAAAACAUCUGGAUGCUAUUCAGUUUAUAUCAAAAG